AUGUCACAGACUGUGCGCAUCCGCACGGAAAAGCCUCCGGUCCUUCGUGGUUCUAGGCGUCGCUAUGCCAAAGCAACGACUACUACCCCCUUCCCUGGGUUUAUCCCUGGUGCGUCGUUUGAUGCUGCCGCCCCCUCCAGGCGGGAGACGUUGCAGCAGUUUCAUCGCCUCGAGAUGAUGGUGGAGGUGGACGAACGGCUGCGCGCCGAGAAUGGACUGGUGCUUUCCGACACAGGAGGUGUGUCGGACGAUGGCUACCCAACCUGCGAAGACACAGCUGCGGGGAAGCCAGGGCGGGAGUCCGCUGCAGCAGCUGCUUUGCAUGAUGCUCGGGAAGAACUUGCGGGUCGCACCCUGCACGCGGAUCCAUAUUGCAUGGAAAAUGUUUGGUCAGAGGCUCAGCGGGAGUGUCAACUGGGGGAGGGUCACAGUUUUGGAGAAGAUGCUGAUAUGUUUUUUUUCCGUCAGGGCAACUGUAUAGAAGAGGGUAAUGCACUUGAGGCCGACACCCAUGCGGCCAUCAUGGAGGACCUUGAAAAGCUGCACUCUCGCCUUCAGCAGGCACAAUGUCGACGCAUCCGUCAUUUGGCUCCGCGUCAGCGUCGUCAUGCUUCGCCUUUGGGAGCUCAUGCGGAAGCUGCGUCACUGACCAGUGAAGAUUCCAUUUGCUCUAGCGAGGGGAUGGAAUUUGAUCCAGAGCGAUACGUGGCACCGCUGCUGCGCCACUCGGAUGUUGUGGAAGGCGCUGAUUUGUGGACGCCACAAUUUGGAAACAAAGGUGGAGAUGUAGCUUUUUUACGGACCGUUCAUGACAUUUUGCCUGACACUACGAGUGUACGGGAGGCGUUGCAGCUCCUGCAGUUUAGUGUUCACUCUAACCGCCCGGACGUGGCAGCGUGCGUGCGGCGGUGCCAGCAGCAGCAGCGUCAGCAUCAGCCAAUGACAGCCAUAACAAAUCUUCCGACUGAGGAGGCGGCGGAGCCAAAGCGCCAACAGCAGAAGAAGACAGUGACUACCGGGACAUGUGGGCGUGUGGAAGAGGAGGCGACGGCGGCUUCUCGAGUCUCUCGUCCAGUUUCGCCACCCUCCGCAGCGUCACUGGCGGGAAUGGUGGCCAAGACACUCCCACGCAUACCAGACGAAUUGCGGGACGAACUCAUGGAUCAGCGGAGGCUACUUGAGCGGCUCGCCGCGGCGCAGGAGGCGAGUUUCCGUCAACUAGCGCGUGAGCAGCAGGAGGCAGCACGGCGACGCAUCAUGGCACCGCGUGCCGACCCCACAUUGGAGCCACUCGCCCCCUCCAAGCUGCAACAGGCGGAACCGUUUGAAAUUGCUGAGGCAUUACAAAAGCUUCAGUACGAUCCAAAGCGGCCACUACCUCCUGUCAUUACAAUCUCAACGAUGCGCCCAAAGACACCGUUGAUGGUUCCGCCAGCACCUCCUUCACUUCCUCCCCAUUACAUUGAAGAAGAGCUGGGGCGACUGCACUCCGAGUAUGAGCAACUUCUGCGGAACGAGCGUCAAGCAUGGGCAAAUAUUAUGCAGGAACAAAAGGAGGCGUUCGAGCGGGAAAAGAACGCAACAAUACAGACACUGCGGUAUGCUGUGGUUCAGCAACAACAUGAGAACACGGAGGAAAUUAAGCGUGCUAUGAUUUCACAAGAAUUGAAACGGCGUCGUUGGCAGCACGCUGCGGAGUUCAAACAGCAGAUGGCAUUGCAGCAGAUGUUACGCAAGGCUUUGCCUUCAGGCAACGAUAGACGUGGACGUGUGAGAGGAGAAAACCUAGAAGUGGCUGCCACAACCAUGUCAAACGAACGUCAGCCUUAUCCUCGUCGUCCGCAGCCUUUAACAAACGUCUCAGGAGGUGGGAAAAAUUUAUCUGCUAAAAGACCGGUGAGUUGGGCAGAAGAGGAUGGUGUGGAAGAUACCACGAAGACGUUUGAAAACGAGGUGGAUGAAACGAAAAAGAAGAAGCAAAAAGAAGAUUUGAGGCAUUCUAUUGUUACGGGUCCUUUUUCUGUUGUGUUGCCUGAGGAGCCGUGCAGUGAGGCGACUGCAAUUGCCCAUGGCGCCUCAUCCCAGCGAGUCGAUGCAGUAGUGAUGAUGUCCGACAAUGAGGAAAAAAAUACGCGUCAACAACCCUCUGGAGACGUAAAGGCUGGGCCACGUGCGUCCAGCGAUAAAAGACGUACCAGCAUCCACUCAUCCGCAGGAAAACGAGGGAAAUUUGCACAACCACGACGCUCACCGUAUGCAGUACCUUCCGGACGUCCUGUGGGGCCGGGGGUUACUACAAGCGGUAAAUCCGCUGCUGCCGUGCAACGCCCACGUGUUUCAUCAAAAUCUCGCAAUGCAAAGUUGCAAUCUCGGCCUUAUGAUAAAGGGCUACAUGACGGGUCUCAGUACGCCUUCGCAGUGCAUGGCGCUUUAUCUAACACUGAACAACAGUUUUACAACACGACUGAGACGGUUCUUACGGACUCGGUUCAUUCACUAAAUGCAACUCUGCCACCCUCUUCUUUAACACCCGUUGUGGGUGGUUUUUCGCACUCUUACGAAAAUGUCCCCAGUAGUGGCGAGAGCCCUGUCGGGAAAGCGAUGUUCCCAGGCAACAUCUUGUUGCUUUCGGAUUCGCUAACAGCUGAGGAGGCGGAGAGGCGGCGCGAUGUUGAGCGCGCCUUCGAUAUCUCUCUCUCAAUCCCACCACAGAUCACUGCUGAGGGGGGAGGAAAAGAAAUUCAACGUCCAUGCGACGUCUAUUUUUUUGGGGAAGAAGCUAGUGCCUUGUCACCACGCCGACGGGCGAGGCUUCGGGCCGCGGAGGCGCGGACACGCAUAGAAGCAAGGCGCCGUCUAGAGCGUAUUAAGGCUCUCUCGUUGAGGUCGCCCGGCCAAAAACUUGGAGAACCUCGAUCUUCUAUCUCAGAUAAAUUGUUUCCUGCAGAAGAAAGUGGACCGUGCCUGGCGGAUCUCCUUGCCAGUGAGACCAUUCACAGCAUUAUUGGGGAUGCAGCUGAGGCGAGCCUGUUUGCUGUUUUGCUUAACGAGCUAGAGGAUUACCUUGUGAGUGCCGAAUUGCACCGCCUCACGUCCAAGAAUUUGGGACGAGAAGAUGAAGCUACACGGCGGCUGCAACCGAAGGAAAAGGAAAAUGAGGAGGAAGGAGAGGUUAAUGCUGCUGAGAUGCUGACAGUCGAACGUGUAGCGGCUGCAUUGCACACGUUUGGUGCCCCUAUCCAUGAAGAGUACUCUUUGGAGGGAACUGUCUUGCGCCUUCUUGAGGAGUCCUUGUUGCAAUCUCUCCUACGACCGAAAUCGGAGGAAACUAGGAAGGAGAGUACGGAGGGAGAAGCAGGGGAACGGGAGGUGACGGCAAUAAUUCCAGAGGGAGAACAAACGGAAUUAAAAUCUGACACUCUCUGCGAGGUGGAGGGGCCCCCGUUGUGGGUGCGAGAGGUUGUUUCUGUCACCACCGAUCCUCUUUGGCAAACACCGGAGGGAGAAGUGAACCCACCUUGUGAGCCGCCCGUUCAGGCGACGACGCUGACGACGAUCAGUGGAGACCAUCAUCCAUCAUUACCAUCGCCGCCCUCAAUAAAAGCAACAACAACACAGUUGCCUCUUAUUGCUGCUCUACAGAAAAAUGUUGUUUUGGCGCUGGAGGGUGCCAGCGGCAGUGUUGUACCGGAUGCCACUGGUACCGUUCGUAUUGUUCUCGACAUUAAUCCUGUCAUGGAGCACUUGGCGGCUGUCAAACUGCCGGCUGCAAUGGAACUGGCCAGCCCUGCACAAGGUGACACUAUUGCGAGCGAAGCUCGGCGAAUGCGUUGUGCCACGGAGGAGGACCUCCUCUCAUGUGAGGUGGUGGACGCACCAAUCACCAGAAGUACCACCCAUAUGUUUUCGGCGACGAAGGGGUUAGGGAAUGAAGAGGUGCAGGAGGUGAAGCCGCCUCGCUUAGAUUUCAGUAUUUCACAUGGAGGACUCCCUUUGCCUGAGCCAGCCAAACUGGAUACGGCAAACAUUCCACAGUUGCUCUCUUUUCCAGAGGGCUCUGUAACAGUCACGGAAGUUACUAAUGCGCAGCAGCCUCAGUGCAUUGAGCGUGAGCAGCGACGUGAGCGUGCUCGAUUGUCUGACGAUGAGUCGUUGCAAAGGCAGAUGCUGGAAGAGCAAGAGGAUGCGUUGCGAAGCUCGUGGCACAUGAUGUGGGAUUGGCAACAAAUGAAUGUCGCGAUGCUCAAUCAACAUCGUGAUGCGCAGAACCCAUGCGGUGUAGUGUCGCAAGACGUCGCUGCUGCCGUCGUGCCUGGCACAGAGGUGGAAGCCGUGGUUGAUGGCGAUAGACCUCGUGACAAGGUGGUUUUACCGCCAGUCCCUUCAACCUCCACAAUUCGUGAUCCCAUUACACGGUUUAUCCUUGAGUGGAUGCACGAGUAUGAUGAAAAAAAAGAGGAACAACCUGCGCAAAGGAGUUUUUUGGAUUUGCUCCACGAGGCGAGUCACAUGGCAGGGGAAAAGGCGUUGCAGGAGGGAAGCGAAGGUACGUCUAUGACCGAGGUGGAUGCUCGGCGGCGGUUGCUGUUGGAGAUUGACGGUGCGGAGUCCUCGUCGUGGCUUUCUUCUACGCACCCGAGCAGCAUCGUCUCGGACGGUUUAUUGCGCUUUGUGACUCGUUCACAGCACAACAUGCCGCGACCGCGGCGCACGUGCCGACGCAGUGAUGAGAAUUCGUCAUCUGCGACAACAGAAACGACACGCUACACCAACUCCUCCUCGAGGCUGUGGCUUGCGCAGGAGUCGUGGAGUCCGGGCAACUCUCUGCCCCCUACGUUCCCCACAGCGGCAGUACGCAAUUCCACAAAGACAACGGUGACAACGUCAAGUUCCAGCCGUACAUGGCCUUCGACGAGCUCUUCAGAGAAGCCACAUCUUAGAGACACCAUGUUGCGCCAUCUCCGCCAAAUACGGUCCUCGGAUACGUAUCAGCCAGAAGAGCAAGAGGGUCAAGAAUGCGAGUACAGCUCUGUGGAAGAGUUGUGGAGGGAGGUGGAAAGGAUUCAAUCGACUCAGCAAAAAACUGCCCAGUAA
This is a messenger RNA of Trypanosoma rangeli, 5094 nucleotides long. RefSeq lists its product as uncharacterized. Lineage: Eukaryota; Euglenozoa; Kinetoplastea; Trypanosomatida; Trypanosomatidae. The transcript has a single exon. The coding region runs from base 1 to 5094 and encodes 1697 amino acids. The record is from RefSeq and is a predicted model, not a curated record.